CACGGAAGGAUCGGUGGUGAAACACUGAAACACACAGGAAAAAAACGAUUUGAGCAUGGGGAUGAUUCGGAGAUGACAAAAUUGAUCGAACAUUGUGAUAUUAUCUAUGUUACUGAAACCAUGUCAAUGUUGUUUUUGUUGUGCCGGUUCCCAUACUUCUGUUGUUCAUCUCAGACCUUUUUCCGAUUCAUUCGCUGAUGGAGCAAACACCGGAAGCCAACUUCAUAUCCGGUGACUCUCAUGCACCACAGGAAUCCAAGUUCAUCUUCCUUGACUGGCUCACUGAAAUCCAGGUAGUUGUAGGAAUUUUGUUGCUGGUGUUCACCCCAGUGCUUUUGUAUGUGAUCAUGCAGGCACAUUGGUGCAUCAGUGGCAGUAUUUGUGGACUACACAGACGAAGAGAGAACUAUAGUAUUGAGGCAAUUCUCAUUGCUGCAAAGAGAUCGGACAAGACUCCUUUGGAGGAAAAGAGGAUCGAAGAAACAAGGGACCACAUAUGCUUGUUUUUGCAAUUUGCCUCUAUGUCCGUCCUGGAGUAUGGCACUAUGAAGCAUUCCACGGCUUUUGCUGUGUUGCUAGCGCUGCUUGGGGUUUUUGCUCGGUCGGUGUUUUUACUUUAUCAGAACUUCGCGAGCUUGGAAUUGCAGGAUCAGGCAAGAAAGAAGAAGGACAACUUGGUCCCUGUGUCGAUUUAUACGGAUCUCCAUGCUGGGAACAUGUUCGCAUGCACGUGCAUGUUUGUGAUUCAAAUCAUGCUCUAUGGAUAUCUUCUUAUGUCCGUCUAUUACGGAGAGAAGCUCGUCCAUGAUAGUGUAAGUGAUCGAAUGUGGGUGCAAUAUGUGUGUGGCUCAGUCCUUGCUGGGACCCUACUGGGGUUUGAUGCUUCAUUCAUUCCUGGCGAAUGUCAACCUUUCUGGAAUUUUUACAAAUACCAGAGAGGUUUCAGACGCAAACAUCAUUUUGCGAGAAUCCGAUUUUUAAUGUCCUACACUGUGAAUGAACUGUUUGCUGCAACAGCGCACUUGGUGCUCCCCUUUGUCUUGAUGGAAGCGCCCGAGAACAUGGAUUUUGUCAAGGACGCAACAUGCGUUUUAUUCAUUGCCCAGCUGGACACAUUGCAAGUGGUUGCUCCAGAACAUGAAAAUCCCCUGGAAGGGGAAGAAUUUCAGCGGGCACAGGAUGAUCAGGAUUUUCCUGGAAAGGAAGAGAAAGAACUUCCCCUGCUGAAGGUUGAAAUUCCGAUUCCUGGAAGAGUCAUGAAAAAAAAGAAAAGAAAGAAAAAAGGCUACUCAAGAGGCAACAAUUCGAGACAUGAGCAGCAAGAGGAGCUUCCGCCUCAAACGCUGCCAGCUCUUCAAUCGUCAAUUGAACAGAUGCAGACACUGCCACACGACACUACAGAUUUGCAGCUUUCAGCAUCAGUUUGAUGCCUGAUCUAUCUCUGUAGGAUCUUUAGGGUGCAGUCGUUUCAGCCUUGAUAUGCCUUGAUUUCACACGGGUCCUUUGCAUACCGAAGAGUACUGGACACUACUUGCAAAGCGAGUACAGUAGUGUUGAACUGAAUUCAUGCCGGAGCGUUGAAACAAGGUGCAAAGCACCUCAAUCAAACUUAGGCGGAUUGAAA
Cladocopium goreaui is the source of this 1624-nucleotide messenger RNA. Lineage: Eukaryota; Dinophyceae; Suessiales; Symbiodiniaceae. The record is from the annotation of a GenBank genome assembly.